AUGGCGGCGCGAGGCGCGGGACUGUGGCUGCUGCUGCUGGCGGUGGUGCUGUGCGCGGCGGCGGAGCCGCGGUGCCCGUCGUGCGCCGCUGGCGCAGAGCGGAGGCUGCUGGAGGAGGCGGCCAAGAGGCAGCUGCUGGAGAAGCUUCGGCUUCGCGAGCGGCCGCGGCUCGCCCACGCCGUGCCCCGCGCCGCCGUGGCUCGCGCCCUGCGGCGGCUGCAGGCGGCCGGCGCCCGCCGCGGCCCCGACGAUGAUGAGCGGGGCUACGAGAUCAUCAGCUUUGCGGAGCCAGAGCCUGUGUCUCCCUCCGGUAUGAGGCUGCAGUUCCAGUUCAGUCGUACACAGGACCAGGACAUUCACGUUCUGCAGGCCCAGCUCUGGCUCUACCUUCGAGUUCCCCGAGACAGGGCAGCCAAUCUCACCCUGAGCAUCUUUCUUGCUGAUGGGGAAGGUGACUCAGCCAGGGGUAAUCGCACGCUGCUGAGCGAGAGGCGACUGAACGCCAAGGGCAGUGGCUGGCAUUCCUUCUCCCUCAUGCCUGCCCUGCAGAGCUUCUUUGGGGGAGAGCACAGGACCCUGUGGUUGGAGCUGGAAAGCCUUGGGGACAGGGGCAAUAAUGUGGCUGUGGUCAAUGCCAGCCGGUCCCACCAGCCUUUUCUCGUGGCUGAGGCAAAGGUGAAGGAGCCUGGACACCGUGUGGCCAAGCGCAGCCUCCGCUGCAGCCAAAACUCCAACCUCUGCUGCCGUAAGGACUACUAUGUGGAUUUCCGUGACAUUGGCUGGAAUGACUGGAUCAUUAAGCCUGAGGGCUAUCAGAUAAACUACUGUGUGGGCCAGUGCCCUCUGCAUGUGGCAGGCAGCCCUGGGAUGGCCUCUUCCUUCCAUACAGCUGUCUUCAACCUUGUCAAAGCUAACAACAUCCAAGCGUCCGGGCACUCUUGCUGUGUGCCCACACGACGCCAGCCACUCUCUGUCCUCUACUUUGACCGUAACAGCAACAUUGUCAAGACUGACAUUCCUGACAUGAUUGUUGAUGCCUGUGGCUGUAGCUAG
Rhea pennata is the source of this 1053-nucleotide messenger RNA. Its product is annotated as inhibin beta C chain-like. Bases 1 to 1053 code for a protein of 350 amino acids. The record is from RefSeq and is a predicted model, not a curated record. Gene Ontology annotation, cellular component: extracellular region. Gene Ontology annotation, molecular function: cytokine activity; growth factor activity. The transcript is spliced from 2 exons. NCBI's taxonomy places the organism in Eukaryota, Metazoa, Chordata, Aves, Rheiformes, Rheidae.